Phycodurus eques (leafy seadragon) is the source of this 2559-nucleotide messenger RNA. RefSeq names its product PX domain containing 1b (gene pxdc1b). The transcript is spliced from 5 exons. The record is from RefSeq and is a predicted model, not a curated record. The coding region runs from base 186 to 887 and encodes 233 amino acids. Lineage: Eukaryota; Metazoa; Chordata; Actinopteri; Syngnathiformes; Syngnathidae. Gene Ontology annotation, molecular function: phosphatidylinositol binding.
UUCAAAAGUCAUAGUCUAGUUUCCCUCCCGCCUCAAUCACGCCACGUUUGACUUUAUCUGCUGGGCCGAGCUUCGAGGGGAAAAGAACAAGAAAAAGAAAAAGAAAAAAAAGUUGUCCAUCUUCCGUCUUCCGUCUUCCAUCUGGGGAUCCACUCGGAGCGGCUCGGCAUGCCGGACUGAGCGGCAUGGCUUCGGCCGUGUUCGAGGGCACGUCGCUGGUCAACAUGUUCGUGCGGGACUGCUGGGUGAACGGCGUCCGGAGGCUGCUCAUCAGCCCGCGGGGCGACGAGGAGGACUUCUUCGAGAUUCGCACCGAGUGGUCGGACCGGAACGUGCUCUACUUGCACCGCAGCUACUCGGACCUGGGCCGACUGUUUCGGCGCCUCAACGACUCGUUCCCCGAGGACACCGGAGACCUGUCCGCCUCGCCCCUCACCGAAGGCCUGGUGAAAAUCAAAGAAGCAAAUGACAUUGAGGAGAAGCUAAACGAGGUGGAAAGGCUGCUGAAAAAUGCAAUCAACAUGCCGUGCAAGUAUUCCAGGUCCGAGGUAAUGCUGACUUUCUUUGAGCGCUCGCCGCUGGACCAGGUGCUCCGGAACGAUAAGGUGCACAGAAUCCAGCCCUGCUUCCAAAAUCCGAUCAAAAUAUCGGAGAUCAUGCGCUCGAACGGCUUCUGUCUGGCCAAUACGGAAACCAUCGUGUUUGAUCAAAAGCUGCCGGACGAGAAGGAGAGACCCCCUUCCACAGACUCUGUGGAGCACACGUACGAGGACGGACUUGAGUUCUUGCCUAUGGAGGGGGACGCGUGCGACGGGGAACCGGAAGCGUAUGUCACCAACUUGUCCUACUAUCACCUUGUCCCGUUUGAGACUGAUAUCCUGGAAUGAGAUGAACGCGUCUUUGACGGACACGCGAUGCUCGCCGUAGGAACUAUUGAGCCAUUGCAGGAACGGGAAAACCACCAGCAAGAUGGCACCUGAUUGACUUUUCCGGUGAUCCAUCCUGGAAGACAUCGUGGCCAAACGACACGUGCUUUCUGGCCACCUUAAAUUCGAAAUCAGCUGUUUAACACAGAUUAUGUAGUUCGUGUGGGAAUACAAUAAGUCGUUAGGAAGCUUUUUCUGCCAUCUUUGGUUACUGCGCUAUUUUGGUGCGCCUAAUACGAGCUCACAAGAGGAUUUGUGUGGCGGAUUUUGAAGCUUUGACUGCUUAAGCGAUGGAUUAUUUCUCAUGGAACUGGCAAAACCAAAUAUCCGUCCCGGUGUACCACCUGGAGCCCUUCGUGGGUCCUUUAAUGUUUCAUGUUAUGCAGCUGAAUUUGCACAUAAGGGUGAUAGCAGGCUUCUUGCUAGAAUGAUUUGUAAUCCUUGUAUUGACUUACAUGUAGCUAUUUUCUAUAGCGCUUGUUCAUUAGGGUAACGAGUGAGCUGGAGCCUAUCCCAGCUGACUUUGUGCGAGAAACGGGUUACACCCUGGUCCGGUCGACAAGCAAACAUGCACGCUCAGAUUUACACUCAAGCUCAAAUUCAUACAUAGAAACAAUCACCUAUUAGCAACUUAAUUAACCUAAAAUAACCUAAAGAAAAAAUCAAAUGUGGGAAGAAGCCAGAGGACCUGCAGAAGACUCAUACAAGCACAGGGAGAAUAUGCAAAUUCCACAGCUGAGAUUUGAACCCUGCACUGCCGAACUGUGAGGCUGAUGUGCUAAACCACUAGGCCGCCUUGCUACACAAGUGCAAUGUUGCGGGAAGAGCUGGGCUCAUGUGAUGCUCUGAAUCACCAAAUGCCGUGCCGUGUGAGGUCAGUGGGUUCAUUCUGAGUGCCUGAACGUGGGAGUCCACUGCAGGGGGGAACAAGUGUACUCAAAAUGGCCUCUCUUUAAACUUUUAGGCAAACAGCUUUCUUUUGUGUUCUAUGGGUCCCUCCCGCUUGAGGCUUGCACUUUUGCUUCCCUUUAGUGCCUUCAAUCAGCUAUCGACGGCAGACAAAACGGAAAAUUGUAAACUUGUGCUGUUUAUUUUUGUGUGUGUGUGCAAAUGAAUACGCUUUUGUCAUACGAAUCCUAAAAGCAGAAGACACCACGUGGCCUCACGGCAACCCACAUCCAGAACUGUGCCCCCCUGCAAAUGCCAAGGCAUUCAAGCCUCACAAAGCUGGCACAUCAGGCCUCAGCAUGGAUCUGUUUAGUAACACAGUCAUGACUGCCAUUCAGCCAGUGAGAAAAAGAAAGUACAGUUCGUUCUCACUGAGAAGUUUUUGCUCUCAAGAACCGGUUACCCUUCAUAAGAAAGUUAAUUGUAACUAUCCUGCUGUAUAUUGUACGGAAUACUGGUACACCAAUCAAAUUCAAUGAUGAAAACCAUGACAGAUAAUAGUGAAAUAUCAUGAAAGCUUUAAUUAUUACAUUUUAUUAUCUUAAUGUGAAUAACCAGAAAGAGUCUAAUGAGGACUAUAAUGACAGGAAUGUUUAUGUUGUGAAUCCUCUGUUAACUAUUCUGACAGUAUUAAAAUAUAUAUUUCAAACAUCUUAAAACCAAUAAAUAUUUUCAAUAAAAUGAU